AAUACUGCAUUAAGCACUUAAAAUGCAGUGCACAUGGUGAUGUUUUGAACUUAAUUUACUUCUUAACUUAACACAUUCUGAGCGUCUUUUCGGAAAGCCAGUCUUCCUCAGAAGAAGGCAAUGUGUUCUCAGAGGAUCAUGAGGAUUUCUGCAGCCCCUGCUCGCCCCCCAGCCCGCUGUCUGUGACCGGAAACACCGCACUUCUCUUUCUUUAUUCUUUAAGUAAGCUGUGUGAGAUGCGACGCAUGCUUACUCAUAACAAAGUUCUGCGGAUGUGACAAGAAACCUCCUGGCAAGGCGAAUUGCUCUGUCACAGGAAGGAGAGAGAGAGAGAGAGAGAGAACUCAUACCUAGAGGUGGAAUGGAGAGAAAGAAUCACACCUGUGAGACCAUUUUUUCCUGGAUAUGCAAGUUCUCCAUGCUUUUGUUUACAGUCUCCGCUCCAGAGCCCAAAAUUACAGGCUGUGAGCUCCUGGAGCACGCGAACAUCACCUGUUAUUGGACUGCGCACAAUUCGGAGAACAUCAGUUAUGUGAUGCGGGUUAACACGUCCAAUUGUAUGAACAAUAAAAUCUCUAUGGAUUCCUGUCAUACCACGUACACCCAGUGCUCGGUGAAAAUCGGAUCGGUGUCUCAUUGCUUCUGUGUGGACCUGCUGGUGUUCACUAACUCCACAUCCAUCAGAUUACCACCUUACUGCUUCAACGGGAUUAAUGAAGUGAAGAUGUACACACCGCAAAUCACAACGCUUGCCACAUUGCCGGAAAAUUCCACGUGUCUGAGGCUGGAGUGGAAAGAGCCGCGAUCUGAAUAUGUGCAGUCCGAGAGGAACCAACGUAUCCUACAGAUAGAGUACCAUACUCCUCAACAGGUCUACUUUCCCAAAGUGGACGUUGUUCUUCAUGACUGGCAGAAAAACUUGUGUGACUUACAUCCAGGAACGAAGUACUUGGUCAGGGUUCGAGCUCAGGACUCGAGGGCAAAGAAACACUGGAGUUCCUGGAGUAGCUUUGCAGAGGCCACCACAGCAGAGGCUGCCCCACUGGCUGCCCCAGAGCUGUGGAGACACAUCCAGCCAGGAAAUAGGCGUGGACAAAGACGUAUCACAUUGCUCUGGAAGCCUGUCCAGUGGCCACACACUAAUGGCGUGAUCCUACGCUAUGCCGCAUCAUGCUGGGACGAGCGGGACUACUGGGACUGCGGUCAUCUUGAUUCUUGCAACACUUCUUGCAUCCUUUUUGUCUCUCCUCGUGCCUGUAACUGCAACCUGACUGCAUCUAAUUCAGCCGGGACAUCACCAUCAGCUCACAUAUACAUACCUGGAGACAAGGACGCAGAGCUCCAAGCCCCUGAAAGCAUCAGUUUCAAUGCUUUGGAUGACUUCCAGCUGAAGGUGGAAUGGACAGCGACAGCGAACCAAUCAGAGUCCAGAUUUGUGGUCGAGUGGUUUCCAAUCCCAAACACCACAGUGGUUGGUUUAUACUGGAAAAUCCUGAACGGCUCAGAAAAAAGCUUUAUCAUUACAGAAGGAGUUCAUCCUGAGAUCCCGUAUAACGUUUCUGUUCGAGUUCUUCAUAAUAACACAGCUGGAGCGGCAAGAUUUGGCAUUGCCUUUACCAGACAAGGAGCCCCCUCUGUUGGCCCAAAACUGGAUGUGCUACAGACGUCAAGCAAUGAUGUGACUCUGAAGUGGAGCCCUGUUCCUCUCGAGAAACUGCAUGGAUUCAUCCAAAACUAUACUGUUUUAUAUGAAUACAAUGGCGAAGUGAAAUUUCAUGUGCUAAGUGGCGACGCUGAGCAGUUGUCUCUAAACGGUCUGUCUCCUGGACAGUAUGCCAUGUGUGUGAAGGCCUACACACUGGCAGGGGGCGCUGAAAGCCCAUGGGUCACUGUGACUGUAGACAGUGUUCACAUACCAGUGAUGGCCAUAGUGUUGUGCACCACAGGGACUUUGUUGGUUUUAGUCAUUUUGCUCAGCCAGGCUGAAAGGAUUCAGCAGUGUCUCUAUCCAGUCGUCCCUGACCCAUCUAAGAGCAGCCUGUCCACCUGGCCUCCCGUCUCUCGGCAUCAGCCUAAGCUGCCGAUCGUGAACUUCAAACCAUCUCCCCUUCUCUUUGAGCCUAUCUGCAUGGAAGCAGAAGUAACAAGCGAUCAUCAUGACCACUACCAUGAGGACAGCAAGUUCCAGGCUUUCAGCCAACUAACAAGUAAACCAGCCUGUAAAGAACUUUUACGAGUGCCUGAGCAAACGUUCAGCGAACCAAAUGCUGAAGAACUCACCGAAGAGCUAAUCACUGACCUCAGCUAUCAGAAUGGUGUCAUGGGAACACCACAGUGCUGUCAUCAUGUAUCUUCUAGUUGUCAAGAAGUUCUUGACCUUGGAAUAGCUACAGUAGAUUCAGUUUUCUGUAAAAGUAACAUCAAGCCGAGCUUGUACUCCAGUUAUAUAAGAUUAGAGUCCGGUUCUGAAACUCCUGUCUCUUCUGACUGUCCACCACUCUCCAAGUCUUGUCUCAGAGUGGACACGCUGGACUCGGAUGAUCUUUUCUUCGGAAGGAACACUAGCACUGUGUCCAAAUUAAAGACUUUUUGCUACACCCAUGUAUCUACUAGUUAUCUCCCAGGUGAUGAUUCCUAUAUUGACUUUAGACCAGCAGCGGAAGAUUCGACUCAUCUUAUUGGAAAAAAUUGCUACUUUUCAAGACUGGAGUCCAGUUGCUACAGCCAUGUUUCAGCUAGUUAUCUUCCUAUCCCUGAGCCUUCACUAGCUUACGCUGAUUUUGUGACCGUGAACACUGCUGAUGUUCUCCAUCAGAAGAGCUGUAUGCCAAAAAAGGGGGCUGGUGGUUACAUUCACCUAUCUACAAGUUAUCUACCGCUCCCCUUGACUCAUUCCACAAGAGACUUUACUAAUAGUGUUCGUGAAAAUAAUUCGAUGUCAGGAUUAAAGUCUUGCAUCUACAAGCAGAUACAGAUUAGCUAUCAAAAAUCUUGUCCUGAUUUUGAAAUAGAGGAAGUAUACAGGCCACUGAGUCCUGAGGAAUGCCCUCUUUCUUUGCAGUUUUCCAUACAGAAGCAGUACUAAUGGCAUCACAGAGCUGCUCAAAACAUGAACAUGUACACUUGCUCGUGUCAUGGUUGACCAGGCGUUGCAUGCUUGUGUGUGUUUUUUUUUUUUUUAGUGGCACUCCAAGAAUGCUUGCUUUUAUUUACCAUCAGCAACUGAUUAGUAUUUAACAAGUCCAUCAAGCAGAGGCCAUUCGUCACAAUGCUGAGUGGCAAACACACAAUGGUUAUGUUACAGCCAAAAAUCUCACCUCUUUUUUAUUAUUUAUUUCUUUAUUUAUUUUGAGAGCCCAGUCCAGGUUUGCCAGAGGGUUAUGCUGCAUUUGGGUGCUCAUGAGAAGAUCACACAAACUGGAUCAUUUCGUAAAUACGGUUUUACAUUAAGAUAGGUGUCGCAAGCUAUGGAUAAAAGAAGGAAAGAUGUUUUUCACUGCUAAAUAGAAACAAGUAGAAAUAUUUGUGCUUAUUGCAAUGAUGCACAAAUACAGACUGAAACGCACUAGCUGUUUGUUUGUUUUUUUCACUUUUAGCUUCAUCUACCUCACUAUAACCUGCUUAAAUGUCAUUUUUUAUUUCAAUAUCAAACACCUAUUCAGAAACAUCCGUACAUGCUGGCAUGUUUACUCAUUUUCAUUGCCGGAAAAACGGAAGACGUUACGUUAAAACGUGAUAUCUUGUGAACUAAUUUCCACGUACUCGUUCCCAGUUUCCAUUGCCACUCAAAUACAGGGUUAGUCUCAGCCCCAGAUGCUCCACCCAUGGGCCACACACCAUCUGGCGUCUUUUGUACACUUUCUGGACAAAAGCUGCAGGAUAUUUAACAGUUAUUCCACGAAAUCGAGUCGUACAUGAACUGAUAGCCGACGAGGUGCAUAGCACCAAGUUGGCUAUAAGCCAUGUACGACGAGAUUUUUCUGGAUUUUGAGAGAAACAGCAUUUUUAUUUUUUGCAAAUUCAAUAAAUAAAACCUUUAUAUAAAACGUCCGACAAAAUCAUUUCCGCUUAGAAUGUUAACAAACCGGUGAAAUGACGGAUGCAAUUUGUGAAAAAUGCGAUAAUAAUAAUAAUUCUUGAAAAAUAAAAAUAGUUACGUUCUUACUAUGAAAUAUCUCAUCUCAUUAUCUCUAGCCGCUUUAUCCUGUCCUACAGGGUCGCAGGCAAGCUGGAGCCUAUCCCAGCUGACUACGGGCGAAAGGCGGGGUACACCCUGGACAAGUCGCCAGGUCAUCACAGGGCUGACAAAUAGACACAGACAACCAUUCACACUCACAUUCACACCUACGCUCAAUUUAGAGUCACCAGUUAACCUAACCUGCAUGUCUUUGGACUGUGGGGG
Molecule: messenger RNA, 4402 nt
Organism: Neoarius graeffei (lesser salmon catfish)
Lineage: Eukaryota; Metazoa; Chordata; Actinopteri; Siluriformes; Ariidae
Product: interleukin-31 receptor subunit alpha
Exons: 16
Coding region: 362-3085 (907 amino acids)
Biological process (GO): cytokine-mediated signaling pathway
Cellular component (GO): external side of plasma membrane; signaling receptor complex
Molecular function (GO): cytokine receptor activity; cytokine binding
Source: RefSeq, a predicted model, not a curated record